This is a messenger RNA of Kluyveromyces marxianus DMKU3-1042, 1851 nucleotides long. RefSeq names its product Cep3p (gene CEP3). Bases 1 to 1851 code for a protein of 616 amino acids. Lineage: Eukaryota; Fungi; Ascomycota; Saccharomycetes; Saccharomycetales; Saccharomycetaceae. Gene Ontology annotation, biological process: regulation of DNA-templated transcription. The transcript has a single exon. The record is from RefSeq and is a predicted model, not a curated record. Gene Ontology annotation, molecular function: zinc ion binding; DNA-binding transcription factor activity, RNA polymerase II-specific.
AUGAAGUCUGUAAGUGCAGCACAUCCAUGUACUGUGUGCCAGAAGAGAAAGGUUAAAUGUGACAGGAAUCAACCAGUUUGUCACAACUGUGCUGCAAGAAAUGAGAUAGACGAAUGUAUCUACGAAAAUAAACGGUCGAAUAAGCGAGUAAGAGUCGGAUCUGAACCUAGCAAAUACGAUACUGAAUUAUAUUCACUGUGGAAUGAAUAUGAGAAUUUAUGGCUUCGUGAUGUAAUGGGCCAAAAACAAAACGUGACUGACAAUGGGAUGGCACCCGGAUUGGAUAAUCUACAUAAAAUCAAUUAUAUGGACUUUUAUGACGUCCUGAUAUCUAAAGAUUUGUCUUUCGAGAUACUCAAUUACUCACUAGAAAGAUUGGGAUGGUUAUACUUUGGUCUUUUCAGCGACGUUGGGGAAAUUCUCGUUGAAAUGGAGAAAUUUUGGUCCUAUUAUGAAAGCUCACGCUUUGACCCAACCGAAGGUGAUAAAUCAGUUGACAGUAUAGAGCUCUUUCAGAGCAUUGAUCAACUUUUAUGGGAUCUAAUAUUGCGAUCAAUUCUUACCACUACCGUCUUUUUCAUGCCUGUGCAUGAACUUCAGCGAUUAUUAAACGUUGAAAAGUUUAGAGAAUAUAUACCUGAUCUUGCAGAAAAAAGCGAAUGGGAUGAGAAUACUCGUUUUCAGACAUUCUCUGUGCUUUUAAGGUUAACUUUGCAGAAGCUAUUGAGAGUUAUUUUCACUAUUAACAAUGACCUCAGGAUCGUUCAGAUUUUUUUGAUCUUAAGCAACACCUCAUUUCAUCAAAUAUACCCAACUUUGGGAACUAACCUGCUUGUGCAUUCCAUUCACUUAACAAACUCGUUGGGUGUAAAGGACUUUAAAUUGAAAAUAAAUGAUACAGCAACCUCCAGGCUACGAAAGCUGACUUUCCAAAAUAUAUGGUUCCGUUUGUCAACUAUCGAUUAUUUGACAUCCACGCCUUAUAAUCCAAUAAAUUUACAUUCUCAAAAUAAGUCCAUUAUUAAGCAAAAUUAUUUGGUCACACGUCUUGACACUGAUAUGGUUGAUGUUUAUGAUAUUGAAAAUACGCUGGAGUCUUUAAGAUGGGAAAUUCUAAGUUUGGAUCGUGAUUUAGAAGAAACUAAUUCACCUUCGUUGAAGACUUUAGCUUCGAUAAAAGAUUUACUAAUCCUUUUGGAUAAAAGAAUUCAAAAUAUUAGUAACGAAUCAUCUAUAAAUAAGAAAUUUGAGAUAUUCAUCUUAAAAUUACAAUCAAGUUUUGUUCUUUGGAAAACUCUAAGAGCAGAAUUUACUCAACAUGGAGUUGCUAGUGGUUUUCAAAAGCUGUGCUUUCAGUCUCAAGUAAUAAUCGGUCUAUUUCUAACCAAUAUUCAAGAUAAUGUGCCUGAAUUCAAUUCUUAUUUCUUAUGUUUUUAUGUUCUUUCUAGAAUCUCGGCAUUCCAUUCUUUUUAUGAAAUAUUCUUCGUUUCUGAAGAGAAUGAACAAUUGAGUACUGAUUGCAUUGAAAUAUUUGCAAUGAUGUCGCAUAAUUAUCAGCCAUUGAAUAUCGGAAUUUUGUCAGACCUAUCACGAUUUGGUAAGCUUAAAACUUUAAAACAAUCGGUUAAAGUUAUAGAUGGAAACAAUAAACUUAAUCAUCCUGUGCAUUAUAUCUUAAGGGAAGACAUUCAAUUAUUCCGUCGCAUGCUUGGAUAUAAAAAAAAUAUCACAUCGUCAUUUGAUUCUUCGAUAGAUGAUAACCUAGAGAACAGCAACAUGAGUAAAGAAUUCUUAGAAAUAGUCAAUGGUUUUAGAAGUUCACAUCCUCUUUUUGUCGAAACAUGGAACUAA